GACAACCAUUAAUUUUCUGAGCAAAUGAAAGUAUUAUCCUUGCUUCCAACUUACUCAAGAAAGAAGUAAAAUUGGGGGAAAAAAGUAAAUAGUCCUUCUUGGUCAAUAAAUGUCAUGCGCAUAAUUUACUGAAUUCCAAAUUAGCAUCAAACGAUUUACCUGCUCUACGAAAAAGAUGCAAAGAGUGCGAGUUUCAUCAACCCAAGCUCCAGUGCACAAGCUUGGGGAUUCCCAAAUGACAUUAUCCCCAAAAUUUAGGGUAGCUGCAACAAAUUCCUCUUUGCUAGAUCCUUUUUUAGAAUUGAAACUAUUUCUUAGGGGAGAGCCUUUAAUUCCUGGACUUCCUGAUGAUGUCGCCCUCCAGUGCCUACUCAGGCUACCAGUCAACAACCAUUCAGUCUUCAGGCUUGUCUGUAAACGUUGGUAUUCCUUGUUUGGUAGCAAAGGACAGUUUUUUACCCGGAGAAAGGAGCUCGGGUUUCAUGAUCCUUGGCUAUUUGUUUUUUCCUUCCAAAAAUGCACUGGAAAAAUUGAAUGGAAAGUUCUUGACCUCACUCAGUUCUCUUGGCACACAAUCCCUGCUAUGCCUUGUAAAGAUAAGGUCUGUCCACAUGGAUUCGGGUUUGUUUCCAUACCCCAUGAGGGUGUUCUCUUUGUUUGUGGUGGUGUAGAAUCUGAUGUGGAUGGCUCCCUUGAUUUAGUAUUGAAAUAUGAAAUGUAUACAAACCGUUGGACAGUGAUGAAACAGAUGAGCGCAGCAAGGUCAUUUUUCGCUAGUGGGGUGAUCGAUGGAAUGAUAUAUGUGGCUGGAGGGAACAGCUCGGAACUGUUUGAGCUUAACUCGGCUGAAGUCCUGGAUCCUAAUAAAGGUACAUGGAGCCCUGUUGCAAACAUGGGAACUAACAUGGCGUCAUAUGAUACUGCAGUUCUUAACGGGAAGCUUCUCAUGACAGAAGGGUGGUUUUGGCCCUUCUAUGUUGUACCUAGGGGUCAGGUCUAUGACCCAGUAACUGAUAACUGGGAGAAUAUGGCUACUGGGCUACGAGAAGGCUGGACAGGUUCGAGCGUCGUGAUUUUGGGGCAUUUGUUCGUGGUCUCCGAGCACGAGAGGACAAAAUUGAAAGUCUAUGACAUGAAGACUGAUUCUUGGGAUGCUGUCGACGGACCUCCUCUACCUGAGCAGAUAUGCAAGCCUUUCUGUGUUAACAGCUGUGAUAGCACGAUCUAUGUUGUCGGUCAGAACCUACACAUUGCUGUGGGCCAUAUAACAAGAAUGUUCCCUAGACGCACUUCAGAAAGAAAGUCUCACUUCUCUGUUCAAUGGGAAGUAAUUGCGGCACCCGAUACCCUCUCCGACUUGAUGCCGUCACGUGCUCAGGUUCUGUUUGCUUAAAACUCCUCGGUUUAUUUGGGAUUCUGUAGUGUGCUUGUUUCUGCUGCUACGAUAGUAUUUAUAUGAGAAUGUCAAUAUAUUAGAGAGAUGAUAAGACGUUGGAAGAUUUUUUGUUGCAAACAUUGUACUCGUUACCUGGUUUCUGAAACCUAAGUUGUAUUCCUUGACGUUGUACUUGUAUUUAUUACAUGGUUUUUAUGUAAUAUGAUUUUUUCAAUACCAGAUCACCUUGUAUACUGAAUUCCAGUAACGGGACACCAUUUCUGUU
Molecule: messenger RNA, 1661 nt
Organism: Olea europaea var. sylvestris
Lineage: Eukaryota; Viridiplantae; Streptophyta; Magnoliopsida; Lamiales; Oleaceae
Product: F-box/kelch-repeat protein At1g30090
Exons: 2
Coding region: 176-1393 (405 amino acids)
Molecular function (GO): protein binding
Source: RefSeq, a predicted model, not a curated record